GUGCACUCUCCAGCCCCUCUCUCUCUCGCUCGCUCGAUCCGCCGCUCACUUCUGUCUCAAUAUGUCUCAAGAUGGCGGCCAAUGUGGGAUCGAUGUUUCAAUAUUGGAAGCGCUUUGAUUUACAGCAGCUGCAGCGAGAACUUGAUGCAACGGCAACAGUGUUGGCUAACCGACAAGAUGAAAGUGAACAAUCAAGAAAGAAACUUAUUGAACAAAGCCGUGAGUUCAAGAAAAACACUCCAGAAGACUUACGCAAACAGGCAGCUCCACUAUUGAAGAGUUUCCAGGGAGAGAUUGAUGCAUUAGGUAAAAGAAGCAAAGAAGCAGAAGCGGCGUUCCUAAAUGUCUACAAAAGAUUAAUUGAUGUUCCAGAUCCUGUUUCAGCUCUAGAUCUGGGGCAGCAGCUCCAGCUGAAAGUCCAGCGCAUGCACGAUAUUGAAACUGAGAACCAGAAACUUAGGGAAACCCUUGAGGAAUACAACAAAGAAUUUACGGAAGUGAAGAAUCAAGAGGUGACAAUAAAAGCACUUAAAGAAAAAAUUCGGGAAUAUGAGCAGACCCUGAAGAAUCAAGCAGAGAACAUUGCUCUUGAAAAAGAACAAAAGUUGCAAAAUGACUUUGCUGAGAAAGAAAGAAUGUUGCAAGAGACACAAAUAUCAACGGCCUCAAAGCUGGAGGAAGCUGAACACAAACUGCAGACGUUACAAACAGCCUUGGAAAAAACACAGACAGAAUUAUUUGACCUGAAGACAAAAUAUGAUGAGGAAAUGACAGCAAAGUCGGAUGAAAUUGAGAUGAUUAUGACAGACCUUGAAAGAGCAAAUCAAAGGGCAGAGGUAGCUCAAAGAGAAGCAGAGUCCUUGAAGGAACAACUCUCAUCUGCAAACAAAUCCCUCCAGCUGGCUAACCAGAUUCAGAAAGCACCGGAUGUGGAGCAGGCCAUUGAAGUGUUGACACGAUCCAGCCUGGAAGUAGAACUGGCCUCCAAAGAACGAGAAAUUGCUCAGCUGGUUGAAGAUGUUCAGAGACUCCAAGGCAACCUUACCAAACUUCGGGAAAACUCCACCAGCCAGAUCUCCCAGCUCGAGCAGCAGCUGACUGCCAAGAACAGCACUCUCAAAGUAAGCAAGCACAGAACUCUGGGGCAGGCAGAUUCCUCAAAGUUGAAAAGAGAGUUAGACAUCCUGAAGUCCAUGGAGUUUGCGCCAUCUGAUGGCUCAAGCAUCCAGGAUGCUGCAUCAAAACCACUGGAGGUCUUACUGCUGGAGAAAAACCGCCUGCUGCAGUCGGAAAAUGCCACAUUGCGGAUCACGAACAGUGACCUGAGCGGGUCAGCCAGGAGAAAAGGGAAAGACCAGCCUGAGAGUCAGCGUCCUGCAACCUUGCCGGCCUCCCCUCCUCCUCAGUUGCCCCGCAAUGCAGGGGAGCAGGCUUCCAAUACUAAUGGUACACACCAGUUCUCACCAACGGGUUUAAGUCAAGACUUUUUCAGCUCAUCCUUGGCAAGCUCCGGCUUACCCCUGGCUUCUACAGGAAAAUUUGCACUAAACUCUCUCCUCCAGCGCCAACUUAUGCAGUCCUUCUACACCAAGGCAAUGCAGGAAGCGGGAAGCACAAGCAUGAUUUUUUCAGUAGGUCCCUACAGCACAAACUCCAUAUCUUCCCAAAGCCCCUUGCAACAAAGCCCGGACGUCAACGGCAUGGCCCCAUCACCCAACCAAUCCGAAAGCACCGGCAGCACCUCAGAAGGUGAGGAGAUAGACACAGCCGAAAUUGCACGUCAGGUCAAAGAGCAAUUGAUCAAGCACAAUAUCGGACAGCGGAUCUUUGGACACUAUGUCUUGGGACUUUCUCAAGGAUCUGUGAGUGAGAUUCUGGCACGACCUAAACCGUGGAACAAGCUGACCGUGAGAGGCAAGGAGCCAUUCCAUAAAAUGAAGCAGUUCCUUUCUGAUGAGCAGAACAUCUUGGCUUUGCGCAGCAUCCAAGGCAGGCAGAGAGAGAAUCCAGGCCAGAACCUGAGCAGGCUAUUUCAGGAAGUACCGAAACGAAGAAAUGGGUCAGAAGGUAACAUUACCACAAGAAUCCGAGCUACAGAAGUUGGCUCUGAUGAAGCUAUCAAAUCCAUUCUGGAGCAAGCAAAAAGGGAGCUGCAGGUACAGAAAACAGCUGAGCCGGCUCAGCCACCUUCCACGUCAACCAGCAGCAGUUCCGAUGAUGCCAUUCGCUCCAUUUUGCAACAGGCUCGGCGAGAGAUGGAAGCCCAGCAGGCUGCCCUUGAACCUGCCUUAAAAGCCACCCCUCUGUCCCAAGCCGAAAUGUCCAUCUUGUCCUCAAAACUGAUCCCCACGCCUGCAGUUUCUUCGGUUUCUAGUUACUCUCCCCUGGCUCUGUCCUUGAAGAAGCACUCGUCCUCUGUGGAUUCCACUGUGUCUUCCCUACAGACUGUCCCCGGUCUCAAGAAGGAAGCCCAAGAGGCCUCCCUUCUAGACCUUCACGGGAUGCCUGACUCAGCACAAGGUGUACUGAGGCAUGUUAAAAAUGAACUGGGGCGCAGUGGGGUAUGGAAGGACCAUUGGUGGAAUACUGUGCAACCUGACAGAAGGAACACAGCUCCUCCAGAAGAUCCCAAAAUGGAGGAAAGCACCAGUGGGAAAGAGAAGGCCAGCAACCAAGCUCGUUCGGACCGUAACCAGCAACUCCAAGGGCCCUCCUCCUCGGAAUAUUGGAAAGAGUGGCCCAACGCAGAAUCUCCCUAUUCUCAGAGCUCUGAACUGAGUGUGACAGGGGCAAGUCGCAGUGAGACGCCCCAGAACAGCCCCCUUCCUUCUUCCCCCAUUGUUCCUUUAUCAAAGCCAUCUAAGCCUUCCGUUCCUCCAUUGACCCCUGAGCAGUACGAGAUUUACAUGUACCAAGAAGUGGAUACGAUAGAUCUAACCCGUCAGGUCAAAGAGAAGCUAGCAAAAAAUGGCAUCUGCCAAAGGAUAUUUGGGGAAAAGGUGCUGGGUCUUUCCCAGGGUAGCGUCAGCGACAUGCUGUCUCGGCCAAAGCCAUGGAGCAAGUUGACACAGAAGGGGCGUGAGCCAUUCAUUCGUAUGCAGCUGUGGCUAAAUGGCGAACUCGGACAGGGAGUCUUGCCAUCUCAAGGACAACCCCAAGGCCAAGUCCUUCACUCUAUGUCAUCACUGCAAGACUCCCUUCAGCAGGGAUGUGCAAGCUCAGAAAGCACUCCAAAGACCUCUGCCAGUUGCAGUCCCGCUCCUGAUUCCCCAAUGAGUUCCAGCGACUCUGUGAAAAGCUUGACGGAACUGGUCCAGCAGCCCUGCCCGGCCAUUGAAACCAGUAAGGAAGGCAAGCUGCAGGAGUCGAGUGAGGCCUCGACUUCGGAUUCCCACUGCACAACCCCAUUGCCUCUCUCCGGCCAUUCAUCACUCAGCAUUCAGGAACUGGUCGCCAUGUCACCGGAACUCGAUACCUAUGGCAUCACCAAGCGGGUUAAAGAGGUGCUCACAGACAACAACCUUGGUCAGCGUUUGUUUGGGGAAACGAUCUUGGGGCUGACCCAAGGCUCAGUCUCAGACCUACUUGCUCGCCCAAAGCCCUGGCACAAACUGAGCUUGAAGGGCCGGGAGCCAUUUGUACGCAUGCAGCUGUGGCUCAAUGACCCAAACAAUGUGGAGAAGCUGAUGGACAUGAAGCGCAUGGAGAAGAAAGCAUACAUGAAACGGCGGCACAGCUCUGUCAGUGACAGCCAGCCUUCAGAAUCAUCUUCCACUGGAAUAGAUUACAGCCAGGGGGCCAGCCCACAACCACAGCAUCAGCUCAAGAAGCCACGGGUUGUCUUGGCUCCAGAAGAGAAAGAAGCUCUGAAACGAGCCUAUCAGCAAAAGCCAUACCCAUCACCAAAAACUAUCGAGGAACUUGCCACACAGCUCAACUUGAAGACCAGCACUGUCAUUAAUUGGUUCCACAAUUAUAGGUCACGUAUUCGUCGGGAGCUGUUUAUUGAAGAAAUCCAAGCUGGAGGCCAGAGCCAGGCUGGGUCGAGUGACUCUCCUUCAGCUAGAAGCAGCCGGGCAGUUCACAGCUCUGAAGGAGACAGUUGUGAUGGGGUGGACAUGGAAGGCCCAUCGGAUACAAAACAAGGCAGCCUGGAAGCAGAUGAGUACAGCAAUGCAACCAUGAAGUCUCAGGGAGGGCGAGCAGCGUCAGCUUUCGAAGCAGGGGAAGAGGCACUGCGAGACGCCGGAUCUUCGGAGAAAACGGAGACAUUCCAGUUGGGAAUGGAGAGCUUGGAAGACACAGAUGACGAGGGAAGGCUCAAAGCACCACGUCAGGGUUCUCCACUGAGCUCUCAACAUUCAGGAGAAACUCUGGAGGCCAGGCCCAACUGUGCUCCAGAAGAGGAUGCCUCUACCUCAGUCCUUGCAGGGCAGAGCUCCUGCAAGCCCAGGGGAGAAAGUGUGGAGAAAGUGCCCAUUGUGCCAAGUACCAGUUCCACGCUGGCCAUCACCAGCUCUCAGAAAUCCAACUCACUCAAGAGCUUGUUCAGCUUUUCUGAGGCAGCGUGCUCCAAGAACACACGGGACAACACCUUGAGGAAAAAGAAGGCAGCAAAUUUGAACAGUAUAAUCCACCGUUUGGAGAAGGCUGCAAGUCGAGAGGAGCCCGUUGAAUGGGAGUUUUGAGAUUAAGCGCACCCAGCUCCACAGGGCUGGGGAAAUUAAAACUUGGACCUCUGUUGGUUUCUAUUGUGUCCCGCACUUACCGCCCUGCAGGCCACGGGGCAAAAAAUGCCAUAGGCCAAGGUGCAUAUAGAGAACAAAAGGAGUGUUUUAAGCCCAGUUUUAUGUUUGUGUUUUCAAGGAAGAAAACUGAAACUUGUCCAGCUUUUUGUACCCUGAAGUGUUUCUAUUAAUUGCCCUAAAGUGAUUUCCACAGUUUCUGGGGAAGAAAAAAAAAACUCAUACAGCUUUUGCCUUUUGCCCUCCUCUUUGGUGUGGGCUUUAAAACAAAUAUAUAUAUAUACAAACAAGAAAAAAAAAAUUAAACCCACAUAUUUAAAAGGGGGGCUUUUUAUCAGCCAUCUAAUGGCUAAACAGAGCGAUAAUAAUACACUAUUAUCUUCUUUAACCAGGAAAACAAAAAGAUCGGAGGGGAGAGAUUUUUUGAGAUUAAAAUAAAAAGUUGUUUUGUAGCUCUUCAGUUGCCACUAAGAGAUUGCACAGUCAACCCGACUCUAAACACACUAGUUUGAAUUCCUAAAUAUUUUCAAGAAAGAGUAUUGUUUGAAACUUGGGGUUUAAAAAAAAAAACACAUUUACUCCAUGUAUUUUUUAAACAGACAAAAAAAAAAAAGACAUCAGGAAAACAUCUUAAUUUGUGGUAGCUGACUUCAGUGUUUUUCUUGUAAAGUGGAAUUGACUUGUAGUGCACAUUGUUUCAUAGCUUUAACUGAUUCUAGUCUCUUUGUUGGCUGGAAUUUGUUUAAUACACUCCAUUUUAGGCCAAAUCAGGACAGGAAAAAAAGAAGAAGAAAAAUUCUGAAAUCUAGGUAUUUUAUAAUCUGCUUUUUAACCUCUAACCACAAAGCACGCGGAUCAGACCUCAUUCUGGGAGGGGUGGGAGACAGCUUGGAAGAGGGAUGUACUUGAUCGGUUCAGAUUAAAUUGCAUUAUGCCAGCCUUGCCAACAAUAAGUCACUAGUCCUCAAUACCAUCUGAUUGCACAUGCUACAUUAAUCAUUGGUCCAUGUGGCCUGUAAGAAGAAAAACACACACCAGCUUUUUGAAAGAAAAAAAUAAAUUUCAUGGGCACCUGGAAACACUCCUUAACACACGCCAGGCAAUCAGGCGGGUGGCAUAAUGAUAAUACGCCACACAAAAUACAGUGUGUGGGGGUUUUUUGACAAGAGAGGGGUUGGUUGGCAGGAAAGAUGAAGCUGGUAUCAGUUUCAAAAAGAGUGUGGUGGUACAACAAGAAGCCUUACCCAGCAAGAUGAGUUUCCAUUGUCCCUAGCUGGCAAUAGUUCAUAGGACAAUAUAACUGGGGCCCAUUAUUUUAGUACGAUCUGGGGUUUAACUGGUAUUUCAUCAGCCAUUGCGCUAUUCUGGUCUCACCCACUCCAGAGAAUAAGGGCAACUGUUUCAGCCUCUUUGGAGUAUCUUUAAGCACUCCUAAAUUAUUACCCAUGGUCCCAUGGCAUAUACUGGUGACAAAAAGGGAGUGAGCCCAGAAGUAGAGGACAAAACCCUUGAUUAUCACAAAGUCAAACUACAAAAUGGCUAACCAAAGCACACGACAGGAACUGUUCCCCUCUCCCAAAAUAAUUUAGCUCUUCCUGUCAUUUUAUGACAGCAGCAGGGCCGAUCAAAGUACAGAAUCGAUUUUCCAAAUUGUCUCUAGCUCCUCCUGUUGUCUAUGUGUAUAUGCGCGAGCAUAGAAGUGUAUGGAGAAAUGAGAGUGCGUAUGUGUGUGUGUGCAUGUGUGCAAUUUUAUACGUUGGUAUUUUCUUACGUACUUGUGCACGCUUAGAGUGCAUUACUGCCACCUUUUUUCAAUAAGCUGUUUUAUCAGUUAUGGCUUCUACAGAUUCGCUGAUUUAGAUUCCUUUAUUGCCAUAUCUUUAAAACUAACAAUAGAUGAUUUUGGUGUGUAUGCAUGGGUAUGAAUGUGU
Pseudonaja textilis is the source of this 6676-nucleotide messenger RNA. The record is from RefSeq and is a predicted model, not a curated record. Lineage: Eukaryota; Metazoa; Chordata; Lepidosauria; Squamata; Elapidae.